ACCGCAGCCCCCGCGUUGAAACUGCGUGAGUGACUCUGUAUUGUGCCAUCCUAUACUACACUCGUCACUGCACAGCGCACAACUGCAGGGGAGCAGGCCCCGCCCCUAACCAUCAGCCCAAUCAGUGCGGACUACACACCCACAGGCCUCUCCUAUUGCUAAAAUGCCAUUUAGUGAUGAGAAACCACUUGGUAAUGAGGACCAGCUAAGUGAUUCUGAUACAUCCCAAUUGUCAGAGAGCAUGGCUUGUUCAUCCAGUGACAGUGACUCUCCGAGGGAAAGUUUUACCAGCGACUCUUCAAGCAAACAUGCUUCUCCUGUGUCAAGUCCACCAAAACCAGCAACCCUUGAUGAAAUGAUGUCAACGACAAGGAACCUGUCAAAUUUAUUACUGGCCCAUGAAAUUGUUGCAAAUGAAAACUUCCACAUGAAUAGCAUAGAGCCUCCUAAGAACAGUUUAGAAGGACGGGUGAAGCAGAUUGUUCACAAAGCAUUCUGGGAUUCUCUGGAGUCGGAACUGAAGAAAGAUCCGCCACAGUACGAACAUGCAAUCAAGCUUUUUGAUGAAAUAAAAGAGAUUCUGCUUUCCUUCUUAACUCCAGGCACCAACCGGCUGCGCACUCAGAUCUGUGAAGUUUUGGAUGUAGAGCUAAUAAGACAACAAUCUGAACACAAUACUGUUGAUAUCCUGAAGCUUGGCAGUUAUAUCAUUAAUAUCAUGGCAAAGUUAUGUGCUCCUAUCAGAGAUGAUGAUGUGAAAAAGCUAAAAGCCAGUGGUGACAUUGUAGAAAUGCUGAGGGAUGUCUUUCAUGUGCUGGACCUCAUGAAAAUGGAUAUGGUUAAUUAUACUAUACAGAACAUUAGACCACAGCUUCAGCGACAGUUGGCAGAGUAUGAAAGGGUCAAAUUCCAGGAAAUACUUGAAAAAUCACCUGAUGCUCUCAAUCAAACCAUCGAAUGGAUUCGGCAAUCUCUUGAAGCUGCAACAGAAGAAAGAUCCCAGAAAAGUUCAUCUGGUGAAAAUGGAGUAACUAUGGAAAGUCUGAGCCCUACCCUGGUGCUAAACAGUGGUUUUGUGAAACUUUUACAUAUGGACUAUAACCAUGCUGUACCAGAGACGCUGCUUACAGAUGAUUUACGUAUUCAAGAAUUAAAGUACAAACUGCACCAAGUUAAAUUGCUAGCCUGUGUCUGCCUCAUUACUCAGAAUAGUCUCGGCUCUGUGUGCACCACUAAAUUUAUUGAGCAAGUCAAGGAAAUCGCAGCAAUUCUCCUUCAAGGCAUAAACCUCCAAACCAUUAAUUUGAAGGAGUCUCUCAUUGGACUGAGCACCAAAAUAUGUUUUGAGGUGAACAAAUUGCUGAUUGACAGUGCACUUAGUACUGAGGCACAGACUAUCCUCACAGGGCAGAUCUGUAGCUUAACUGAGAAAGACCAUCCCAUUUACAACUUGAUAGAAAAACGAAUUGAUGAGUACCUGACAACAUUCCUUCGUCUUCCUUAUCCAUACAAACAUGUUCCUAUACUACCUGGAGGUCUCACGUCUGUGCAUAAGGAAAUGGAGUUCAUUGGAUUUCACUACUCAAACAUUGUGAAUUUUAACAAGCAAGUACACGGACCAUUCUAUGCAAAUAUAUUUCGGAAACUGCUUUUCAGCGAAGCACAAGUAGGAAAAGCAGAGACUCUGUCAUAAUGUGGCAUUAAUUAAAGAACUUUGCACCAUCUAUGUAAAUGCACAUUUCUUAAGAGUACUUUUAUGACAAAGGAGAAAAAAUACAUUUUAUAAAUAAUUUUAACUUGAAA
Messenger RNA from Pseudophryne corroboree (corroboree frog), 1803 nucleotides. It is a transcript of the gene TCP11L2, whose product is annotated as t-complex 11 like 2. The transcript is spliced from 10 exons. The coding region runs from base 164 to 1693 and encodes 509 amino acids. The record is from RefSeq and is a predicted model, not a curated record. Gene Ontology annotation, biological process: signal transduction. NCBI's taxonomy places the organism in Eukaryota, Metazoa, Chordata, Amphibia, Anura, Myobatrachidae.